Messenger RNA from Aspergillus puulaauensis, 1044 nucleotides. RefSeq names its product putative MFS transporter. Gene Ontology annotation, molecular function: transmembrane transporter activity. The coding region runs from base 1 to 1044 and encodes 347 amino acids. Gene Ontology annotation, cellular component: membrane. NCBI's taxonomy places the organism in Eukaryota, Fungi, Ascomycota, Eurotiomycetes, Eurotiales, Aspergillaceae. The record is from RefSeq and is a predicted model, not a curated record. The transcript is spliced from 3 exons. Gene Ontology annotation, biological process: transmembrane transport.
AUGACUCAAUCAUCGGAGUACGAGUACGAUGAGCCCCCUCCAUACUUGGAGAGUGCUACUACACCAGACGACGACGACCAAGACUCGGAUACCGCGCCAUCCAAAGUGACUCACAGAGAUGCCCGGGAAGUGUAUAGCAAGAUUGUCAGCACGAACUUCUCAAUUCUAUGCGCAGGAUUCAACGAUGCCGCACUUGGGCCUCUUAUCCCCUAUAUCCAGCCCUGGUUUCACAUUGGCCUCCUCGAAAUAUCUUACAUCUACCUCGUCAACUUCGCUGGCGGGUUCACCGCAUCCUUCGCCAACAUCCACAUCUGCUCACAUCUAGGAACGGGCGGGACGCUCGUCCUCGGCAUCGCAUUCCAAUGCACUGGCUACGCACUUAUGCUCUGGGCGCCCUCGUUCCCUUUCUUCCUAGUCGCAUUCGUAUUCACGGGGUUCGGUCUGGGAAUUUCCGAUGCUCAGGCAAAUAGCUUCACCGUCACUGUCCGCAACUCGCACCGCUGGCUGGGUGUGCUCCAUGCUGUCUAUGGCCUGGGCACCAUCUUAGCUCCGCUUAUUGCGAAUCCCAUUGCCGCGCAUACGCCGAGAUGGCAGCUUUACUAUCUCAUCUCGCUUAUUCUAGGUGUGAUCAACAUGCUCUUCAACGUUUGGACCUUCCGCCAUGGCCUGUUUAGGCCGAAUGAUCCUGGUGCGAAGGGGACGCCGGGCCGAGAACUGCGGGAGACACUUUCGCAUCGGUCACUCUGGUUUCUUACUAUGUUUUUCUUCCUUUAUUCUGGAGCUGAGAUUACCCUUGGCGGAUGGAUCGUCCAGUUCCUAGUCGCGGUGCGGCAUGGAGAACCCGAGAAGGUUGGCUACGUUGCGUCCAUCUUCUGGUGUGGCUUUACGUUGGGUCGAAUUGCUCUGGCAGACGUGACGCACCGGUUUGGUGAGAGACGUAUGGUUUUCAUAUACAUAACGCUCGCACUUAUAUUCCAGCUUAUGUUCUGGCUUAUUCCGAGCAUCCUGAUCAAUGCCAUCUCGGUUUGUUUGCUAGGUAUGUAG